GGAAGACCGGGAGGAGGAGCCGAGUGCGGCGGCCGCUGCGGCCGCCGGGGGAGCCGAGAGCCGGGGCGCGGGGAGCGCGGGGAGCCGAGCGGGCGCCCGAGCCGGGGCCGCGGGCCGAGCUGCCGAUUGGCCAACGGCUCGUUUCCACCCUGCCUCGUUGGUGGCCACUGGAGAAGCGCGGGGGGCUCCCCAGACAGCCGUGGGGACAAGUUAGAGCCAGCACUUUGCCCCGGGCCUCGCGUGUAGCUUCCCCGUCCCCUGCUCUCGGCGCCCCGGUGUCCAGAGGGGGGUGCGGGUGCGGGGGUGUGCCCUCCGUACAUGUCCCACCACCAGGGCCACCCUCCGGGCUUGUGUUCCAUCUCGCUCUUGCUUCCUGCACGGUGGUCGCGGGGAACCACCUUGCAUCAUGUCCCGGUAUAGCUACCAAAGUCUCCUGGACUGGCUCUAUGGGGGCGUGGACCCCAGCUUUGCAGGCAAUGGGGGCCCCGACUGUGCUGCCUUCCUCUCUUGGCAGCAGCGGCUGCUGGAAAGUGUGGUGGUCCUGACCCUGGCCCUGUUGGAGAUCCUGGUGGCCCUGCGGCACAUCCUGAGGCAGACGAAGGAGGACGGUAGGGGUGGCCGUGGCUGCCAGCCAGAGCAGGUGACCCAGCGGCCAGAGGAAGGCAAAGAGAGCCUGAGCAAGAAUCUGCUCUUAGUAGCCCUGUGCCUGACCUUCGGGGUGGAGGUGGGCUUUAAGUUCGCCACCAAGACCGUCAUCUACCUGCUCAACCCCUGUCACCUGGUCACCAUGAUGCAUAUCUUUCUACUGGCCUGCCCUCCAUGUCCGGGAGCUAUCGUCAUCUUCAAGCUACAGAUGCACAUGUUGAAUGGAGCUCUUCUGGCCCUGCUGUUUCCUGUGGUAAAUACACGGCUGCUCCCCUUUGAAUUGGAGAUUUACUACAUCCAGCAUGUUAUGCUCUACGUGGUGCCCAUCUAUCUGCUUUGGAAAGGAGGUGCCUACACCCCGGAGCCCCUCAGCAGUUUCCGGUGGGCCCUUCUCUCGACUGGCCUCAUGUUCUUUUAUCACUUCAGCAUCUUGCAGAUCCUGGGCCUGGUCACCGAAGUGAAUUUGAACAACAUGCUGUGUCCGGCCAUCUCAGACCCAUUCUACGGCCCCUGGUACCGCAUCUGGGCCUCGGGACACCAGACUCUCAUGACCAUGACCCACGGGAAGCUGGUUAUCCUGUUCUCAUACAUGGCUGGGCCCUUGUGUAAAUAUCUGCUGGAUUUGCUCCGGCUUCCAGCCAAGAAAAUAGACUGAAGGUGCUUGCGGGGUUUUUGUUUUUGUUUUUUUCUUUUGUUUUGGGGUGCUUUGGUUUUUUUUUUCCUUUUUUUUUUUUUCUUCUCCCCCUGAGGAAACAAGUCCUGACUUGACUUGGAGGACACCCAGUUCUUGAUGAAAUCAUGGGAGAGGGCAGUAGGGUGUUUGGUGUAUUUCUCUCCUCCCUCCCACCCCCGUCCCUUUCUUCCAGCACUUUUUCCUUCACCAGCUCUUCCCCCAGGACGGAGGCUCCGAGAGCCUGGUGGGGGUGGUAGCGCUGAGGGCCAGACCUUUCCUCCUCCCCUCUGGCGCUCUCUCCCUGCUCCUAGUGGCCUUACAUGGGGAGACGGUAGUCAGUGGCUGUCACUCUGCUUGUUGGUGCUUUAACAACAGCUGGUUGAGGAGAAAGGGAACAACAAGCAGCAGGAGUUGUUUGGGCGUCGAAGCAAUGCGAUUGGGUUGUGUUUCAUUUCUCCACUGCCAGGGACCUCCAGCCUUUGGCCGGGGGUCCCCUUCUGCCUCCAGCACAGCCCCCGCCAUGAGGGGACUGAGGCCUUGUUUCUAUACCAGCGGCAAGCCCAGAGCCAAGGGAUUUCCCAGCUCGUAGCCAAAAUAGAACUGGCCAGAUUCUUCCCACUAGUGUCCCAUGACUCAAAGCAAGCAGCCAACCAGCCACUCCCUCCAGGAUACUGCCAGCCGUGGGAGGUGGGGGCGCUACCCAGCCCAGGGGCUAGAUCCUACUGAGCCCUGUUGCAGUGGCAAAUCCAAAGUAAACAAGGUUGAAAUGCCCACUGGCUCAUACUAGGCAGGACCUUGGGUAAAUUCUGCCUGAGAGCUGAGAGGUGACCCACAUCCCAAUCAGAAGUGAGCACAGCAAUUAAUCAACAGAAGUGGUAACUCGAGAAACCUGUGAUGUGAAUCAUAUGCUUGCGUUCAGUUUAAUGUUGAUAAUAGAUGGUGUUUUCAUUGUGAGUGCCCCUUAAAUGUCUCUCUCUCUCUUUUCAAAAGGCAGCUUCAGGGCAGGAUGAGCUAGAGUUGGGUUUGUUUUUGGUUUUUUUUUUUUUUUGGCUUUUUUUGGGUUGUGUUUGCUUGUUCCUUUGUUUUUUUUGUUGUUGUUGUUUUGUUUUUGUUUUUGAUGUGUGCAUUUGGAGAAGCCCUGCGUUAGGGCCUGUCUCUGGAGGGACUCCUGUCGGCCCACUCGGUGGUUUGACAGGCUCUGUCAGCAUCCCGGGUUUGGAAGAUACAGAUCCUGCAGCCUCGUUUGCAUAGGGCCAGAUGUCAGUCACUGUGCCAAAAGGCAGAGCGGAAUUGCUUAGGGCGGGAGGCAUCGCAGGCUGUGCACCCUGCCCACCCCCAAAGUCCAUGUCUAGGUUGAAAGGGCCGCACCAAGGAAUCAGGUCCACAAGGGUGGAGGAGGUUCAAGAGCUCUGAGAGGAAGUCAUUGUGUUGCAAGACAGCUUCAGUCCUACCUGGCCCUCAAGAAGGGAGGCCGUGGCUGGGUGUCUGCUGACUCUUCCGUGGCUCUUCUGAGAGUAGAUUUCUUAAGCACGGAAAAGGUCGUCCCCUGACCUCCUGAUGGGCCUCCCUCCCCUCUCCCAGUCCAGGCAAGCCAGUUGUCCCCGGGUCUCUUCGGUAUUUCAGGUGUUGCCUGUGUCAGACCCAGACUGAGUUGUAGUGGUUCAGCGGUCAUGAGUUUAGCAGGUGGGCCUGCGGCGGGCAGCGGAGUGGAAGGGCGCCUCUCUGAAGAAGGCAGGGCCUUGCCCCUUGGCAGAGGCGCGCCGGCACCGAGGCCGCCAGUCCCUCUGGUGUGGGCUUGCAGGAGGGAGGGACACUGAGUGCUCUGGCUCCCCAUGGGCCCCUCGUGAUGCAUACCCUCAUUUUCUGCCACCUUGGAGGGUUUGGCCGAGUUUUUCUUAGUGCCGCUCAUCCCAGGCUCGCCCUGGCGGAGGCACCUCUUGAGUGGCCGGAUUUGCUCCGCCCACCAGCCACAUGGGGGCGUGGCUAAGGAGGAAAUGUGCCAGGUCGGGGGUCCGUGCCCACGACCUCUUCACAAAAGGAAAGGUGUGAAGGAGGAGCCCCCGGGGGCCUGUCCUCUCCCCUGCCAGAAUGUCCCCGGCCAGAACAGAGUCUCCGCCUCAGCCGGGGGCCAGCUGGCCAGGCACAUUGGCAGAGCGGCCCUGUGGGCUCGCUCUCUCCCUCCCUGUUGCCAUGGUCCGGUGCCGGGGGCCAGUCGGCCCCAGCUUUGCUCGCGCUGGCCGGUCUCUAAAAGCUCACCUUUGCCCUGGCUGCAGCUCAGCGCCCCACACCGGCUGGCACUUUGCUGCUGCCUGGAAGGAAAGAAGAAAGUGGAAGCCACGUGCCUGGCUUGGUCAGGCCAGAGGCAGGUGUACCUGCCCAGGGCAGGGGGAAGCCAAGGGGAGGGAGAUGCAGGACUUCUGGGGGCCAGGCUGGCUCCCGAACAUGUAGGGGGGGAGGAACGGAGAGAAGCCCUGGCCACGGGCGCCAUGGGGAGUCGCGGCCUGCUUUUGAGGUCCUGGGGGAGCAGCCGGCAUCUCGGUUGGUCUGUCCUUGAGGCCCAUGUGGAGAGGUGACCUGGCCAGACCCUCAGCGGCCUGCCUAGGGGGUGCCCCUCCAGCCCCGCUUCCCUGUGAGUGCACAGGGGGUUCCCCAACCAGCCUGGCCAAGUUUCCACAUGCUCUUUGCCAGCGUGUGGGAGCUCUGUGUGUGUCUGAGAGGGUGUUUGUGGAAGCUUCUUUUAAACCGGCCCUGGGAAGGGAGAGGAGUGUUCCUUCCAGCCCCCAGGUAGCCUCGGCUCAGGAUCUGGGCCCAUGAGAACAGUGUGCUCAGCUGGCCAACUCGCAGCAUCAGCUCACGGUCACAGAGAGAAGGUCAUGCCUGCUCGCGGCUCCCCCUACCCCACCCCCGUAUUUGGUUCCUUACACCAAAGAUGAUCGGGCCCAUCUUCUUCCCGGAGGCCCAGGGCCACGUUCCUCUGUCAGCUUGCGAGGAAGCCACCGCCUCAGUCUCCCAAGCCAACCGUCUCCCUCUCUCCUGGGACUUCUCAGCAUCCACAGAAGCUGCUCGCAGGGCGGUCGGUUCCCUUUCUCAUUCGGUCCCAAGUCCAGCUCCAUAAUCAUCCCUCUGGCUGCAGCCUCCAUCGGGCCUUGGUUCUUCGUGCUUGUCGAUAUAAUGCAGUGUUUUGUGGUGCGAGUGCAGCUGCCCACACAUACAUCGCAGGGUAUCAGCACGUCUCUGUGUGCUGGUGGUGGGUCUGGGCUGACAGAAGCCCCUCCCUACCUCUCCCUCGGCCAAAACGACUGUCUCGGACGCCCAUCCCGAGUCAUCCAAAGUGGAGAAGGGGAGGUGGGUGAGGGGAGAAGGGCUGGUGUGGCACUGCCCUGGCCUACUGGGAAGGAGCGCCCUCACUGCACACCCCGCCCUGCCCUCUGGGCGGCGGGUUGGGGUCCUGAGAGGGAACGAGCCUUGCUCUUCUGUAUAUAGAGUCGAGCCACUCCUGCUCAGGAAAACCUAGUCGCUUGUCGUUGCCCUUGUGACAUUUUUGUACACUGGUUUGCUACUCGUGGCAUGAAACAAACAAAACAGAGGCGUUUUUCAAGCCAAGCUGUUGUUUUGGAAACCCGCUUUCUUUCAGUGUCAGUUUUGUAUUAUAUUUGGAAGAAUUCUUCAUUUCUCUUGGUGUCAUUGUGGUAGACAGGAUAGGAUAGUCUGACUUGUGAUUCUUUCUGCCAGGAAAAUGGCAGUGCCUCUGUCAUUCCCCCCACCCCCACCCCAGUCCUUCCUCAUUCCCAAGGUGGGAUUGCUAUGCACUGGGCAGACACCCUCCCCAACCCCCAUCACCCUGUCACCCGCCCCCCACAGUGGCUUCCUUUCGAACCAGCCUUUGUGCCCCUGCUCCCCCUCCCCCCAAAAAAGGCUGCAGGAUGAGUAUUUUUGCCAAGCUGGUUCUUGGGUGCUCUGUGCCCGCCACCAGUUUGCUCACCUCUUGGGGCAUUUUGUAAUGUUUUCUGUUUUGUAAAAGCUUUUGAUUGUACUGAAAUGGUUUCUGCGGUCACCUUUGGAAAUAAAUGGUCAUUAAUUUGUGUACUUAGCAUUCUGAAUUUUAGUCUGAGGUGUUUCUGUUGUUGAAGAUCCCUGAAUGAAAAGGAACCCUCACCACGGGACUUUACUGUUAAAUCUUUCCUUCAUUUACUGUUAUUAAAAGAUUUAUGAGAA
Molecule: messenger RNA, 5533 nt
Organism: Phacochoerus africanus (Common warthog)
Lineage: Eukaryota; Metazoa; Chordata; Mammalia; Artiodactyla; Suidae
Gene: TMEM164
Product: transmembrane protein 164
Exons: 7
Coding region: 407-1300 (297 amino acids)
Source: RefSeq, a predicted model, not a curated record